GGGCCGCCCCCCUAGCAACGGUUGCUAAGGUCGCGCGUUGGGCGAGGAUUGCUGAGUCCCGAGUGUGGUGCAGGUUUCUGUGCCUGACUCGAAGGCCUCGCUCUGCACACAGUGCUGUCAUUUUUAUUAUUAUUUUUUUUUUAACCGAGGUGCUCUAGGGGUCGUGUAGCGAAAGCAGUGUUUGCCAUCAGUGCAGCGAUACGUGCAGCUUCUGGGAGCUCCUCGAGGUGGCAGCUGCCGACUGGGCUGUGGGCCUGGCAAGGAGCAGCGUCCUCCUCUUUACACCUUCCCAAAUUAACUACCGAGCUGUGUUACAGAGUGCCUGGUGCACCUUUCAGCCCAGUCCUGGUUUGCCUGGCCUUAUUCCAUAUGUGCCAGAGGGCGAUGGGAGCCCAGAGAGCACAGGAACAAGAGACAGAGAGGUGGGGAAGUGGUAGAAGAGAAGAGCAAAUGAAGCUGCCCUGACUGCUGCAGCACUCCUGUGAGAUGUACAGCGCUGACGUAAUACUUUGAAUACGUGAACAAAAAGCACCAGGGUGCUGAGAGGACCAAACUUCCCACCCUCCUGUUGUGGGCUUUGCGGUGUUUCACCCAGCGAGACAGAGCAGACUUCUCUGAUUAUAUAAAAAAUUGAAAUAUGGUUUCUUUAACCCGUGUUUUCUGGAGAGGAAUGUGUGGAUAGAUGAGAUUUAGCUGCCAAAGCCUUUUUUUUUUUUUUUUUUUUGUUAUGGGCCAAGCUGCCUUUUAUUCCAAAUAAACUGCUGAGCCCCUUUGUGAGAACAACCAACUGAAACAGCCAUUUUUUACCCAAAUCACAACACCACCCAAAUCAAAGACAACAAGGAUGCACGAUGAAAGAGCCACACUGUUUGUGCAAGUCUGUGUGUCUGGGAGGGAAAAGCAGAAAAUGUCAGGUGAGGUGACAGUUACCCAUCUUGAUCCACAUGAAAUGACAUGAAGGUACCUGAGACAUCCACGAGGUCUUGUGUGAUCAGCUGUACAGUCUGGUCCUACACAAAAUGCAUGGAUGAUGACUGCAGGGGACACAGUUAUGUGAAAUGAAGCUGCUUAGUGUGAGCAUCAGGAUUCUACUCCCAGGCACAAAUUAAAGAAUUAUUCUUUCAACUUUUAAGGCAGCUGAAACUCUAGCUACACCGCCUGUGAGACCUUUCCUAUAAAUACUAAAAAUUAUUCAUAUUUUCAGUAUUUAGCAUCAUAAACUGAAUCUGUGUGAUUGCUGAACAACACUCAGUCACAUAUUGAGCGUGCUUGGUUUGUCACAGCCAGGCCCACCCUCUGUUGGACAUCAUCUGUUUUCCCUGGUCUGAAUUUGCACGCCUUCUGUCUUAUUCUUCACUAAUACUUUUCACCUGUCUUCAUCUGAAUUCACCUUGUUGAUUUCAGGCCAUUUUUUAAUUAGUCAAAUGUAUCUUACAUUUUAAUAAUGUAAAAAAAGUCUCCCAGUCAUCUUCCUAGCACAUUUCUUUUAAUUUUCUCCUGCAUGCCUUUCUCUGGAAAGGAUUCUUUUGUAAAUGCACAAGUAAAUUUUCUCUUCCAAUUGCAGAAGAAAGUCUACAGGGGUGAAUGCACCUGGGUGACAGCAUAUUUUGCUGCUAAAUGACUGAGAUCUUUACAAAGUGAUUUCAUUCUGAGUUUGUGGAGUGCACGCUCAGAAACCCUGUCAGGUCACCAGAAGAGAUUAAAUAUGGGAACUUUCCUCGGGUAUCUGAAACAGGCACUGGAACAACAACAUAAUCUGCAAAGACCCUCAUGAAAGUGGAGUGUUAACAGCUUAUCUGACUGCACCGUGCUCCCCUCAAAGACCCUUUGCUAUCAUUUCAGGAUCAGCCGUGCCCACAAUAACUUUGCUUGGCUUUCCUUACAGAAGUCCCAAUGCUGCCCAGCUCUGCUGCCACUUUAGCAUCCCUUGUGCCUCAACCUCGCAACGGACGCAUCCCUGGUCACGGCUGCCGGGAAAGCCGGUGCAGGCUGGCAGGCACAUCCCGCAGCAAGCACGGCAAGGGGAGGGAGCCACUCAGCCCUCCCCGGCGUGCCGUGCUGAGCCGUGCCGAGCCCAGCCGUGCCGUGCUGUGCCGUGCGGUGCCGCACCGUGCCCGGUGCCUGCGACCACCAGAGCCCUCCAUCCACCCGUGCCCGUUUUCCUACAGCUGCAUCCAUCCCCGCCAUGCGAGAGCGAUGAGAGCAGCUCCUCCAGACGCAGCCUGGCAAUGGAGGAUGAUUUAUUCCAGCUGAGACAGCUGCCGGUAGUCAAGUUUCGCCGCACUGGAGAAAGUUCAAGGUCAGAGGAGGAUGCCAUUUCAGGAGAACAUGAAAUUCAGAUUGAGGGCGUUCGGACAGAGCUAGAGGCUAUCGAGUUGGAGGAUGGAGCUGCAGUGCCAAAAGAAUUUGCCAACCCAACUGAUGAUACUUUCAUGGUGGAAGAUGCGGUGGAAGCCAUUGGAUUUGGGAAGUUCCAGUGGAAGCUCUCUGUUAUUACAGGAUUAGCAUGGAUGGCAGAUGCUAUGGAAAUGAUGAUUUUAAGUAUCCUAGCUCCUCAGCUUCAUUGUGAGUGGCGAUUACCAAGCUGGCAGGUUGCAUUGCUCACAUCGGUAGUGUUUGUGGGAAUGAUGUCCAGCUCCACCCUCUGGGGAAACAUUUCAGACCAGUAUGGGAGAAAAACAGGUCUAAAGAUUAGCGUCUUAUGGACUCUCUAUUAUGGGAUCCUCAGUGGUUUUGCACCAAUAUACAGCUGGAUCUUGGUGCUGAGGGGCCUGGUGGGCUUUGGGAUUGGAGGAGUGCCUCAGUCGGUAACCUUAUAUGCCGAAUUCCUUCCGAUGAAAGCCAGAGCAAAAUGCAUUUUAUUAAUAGAGGUCUUUUGGGCCAUUGGAACUGUGUUUGAAGUCCUCCUAGCAGUGCUGGUGAUGCCCACUCUUGGCUGGCGGUGGCUUCUCAUUCUUUCUGCCCUCCCCCUUUUGCUCUUCGCUGUCCUGUGUUUUUGGCUGCCAGAAAGUGCAAGGUAUGAUGUAUUAUCUGGAAAUCAAGAAAAAGCAAUUGCUACUUUAAAGCGGAUAGCAACAGAAAACGGAGCUCCAAUGCCUCUAGGAAAAUUAAUUAUUUCCAGGCAGGAAGACCGAGGAAAAAUGAGGGACCUUUUUACCCCCCAUUUUAGAUGGACCACGUUGUUACUCUGGUUUAUAUGGUUUUCCAAUGCUUUUUCAUACUAUGGGUUAGUUUUAUUAACUACAGAGUUCUUCCAAGCAGGAGAUGUGUGCAGCAUUUCCAGUAGAAGAAAAGAAGUUAAAGCAAAGUGCAGCCUGACCUGUGAGUAUCUGACAGAGGAAGACUACACUGAUCUGCUCUGGACAACCCUGUCAGAAUUCCCAGGUGUGUUAGUAACACUGUGGAUUAUUGAUCGGAUAGGCCGCAAGAAAACCAUGGCCCUGUCCUUUUUUGUCUUCUCGUUUUGCAGCCUGCUGCUGUUUCUAUGUGUUGGAAGAAAUGUCCUUACUGUGCUGCUCUUCAUUGCAAGAGCUUUUAUUUCAGGAGGAUUUCAGGCUGCUUAUGUUUACACUCCAGAGGUUUACCCAACAGCCACACGUGCUUUGGGCCUGGGAACAUGCAGUGGAAUGGCCAGAGUGGGAGCCCUCAUAACGCCAUUCAUUGCACAGGUGAUGUUGGAAUCCUCAGUCUAUUUAACACUGGCAGUUUACAGUGGAUGUUGCCUGCUGGCUGCUGUGGCUUCCUUCUUCUUGCCCAUUGAAACGAAAGGUCGUGGCUUACAGGAGUCCAGCCACAGAGAAUGGGGACAGGAGAUGGUUGGGAGAGGAUCUCAUUCCCCAGGAGUCACCAGGUCUAACUCUGGGUCACAGGAGUGAUGAGACAUGAAAUCCUGCUGAAGAAAUGGAUGAAAUAAGCAAGAUAAGUUCCACAAAAGGCCAACUCUGAAGCAUAGAAAGCAGACCAUACUGUCACUGCCAAUGUCAUGUGUCAAACUGCAGGAACUUCUGGGUUGAACCUAAGUAAAUUGUGUCACUACUGCUCUUUGCUCACACACAUAAAGACUUUACUUCCAUACUGAAAGGCAUUUGAUCCAGAUGUCGUUUGAAAUUUAGCAGGAAGGGUUUUUCUUAAGUCUGUUGUGCUUGCAUGGUCAGCUAUUCAGCUUAAAAUGUCCCGUGUCAAGCAAAUAAUUAACUGAAUGCCACUUGGUAUAAGCUGUAAUUAAAAUAAUGUACUCUCGAUGCCUAAAAACAAAAGAUUAAUAUUUAUUGUGUACUUGGUAUAGCAUACGGUGGAUUCCAUACACUACAAAAUAGGUUUUAUGAACUAGAUGCCUGCCUUGCACUUUUUAGCCAUCAACAACAAUGCAGUAACAGCAAACCAACCAAUGCUUUCUAUUCCCUUGCUUAUGGGUUCUGCUCCAUGAGAAUUAACAGGCACUGUGAGAUUGCUUGGAAUCUAUGUCCUGAAUGUUUCUCCCACUCGAGGCAGGUAGUUUGAGUUGGUGAGGAGUGGUAUUUGCUGCAGAGAUGGAAUCUCAUAUGAGAAGUGUAUGUACUCUGUAAAUCUUGAUGCUUUGGAGCAGAAUUUGACUUUUCUACCAUUGCCAGGAACAUUGAGCACUGUGUUGCUUGGUGAAGACUGCUUCAGCUGUGCUGGUGUCUCUUUGUGUGUGGAGAUGCACGCUGUGGUUUUCUGCAUGGGCUCAGGUCUGUUUCUGCUCAAUUUGCCUAAGUGUGUUCCUGCAGUGGUGUACCCAAAAUGUUUGGUGAAGAUGCCUCAGUCUGAACAGCUACGUGGAACAGUUUGGACGGAGCCUGUUUGGAGUGUCUCCCAGCAGAAGCUGGUCUCUUGACAGCUGGACUGCACUUCUCAAUAGCUGCAGAUUGCAUGACUGCAGUGGUAAGCAGGUGACGAAGGAAUGUAGCUGGCAUCAUGUCAGAAACAAAAAUCCUGGAAGAGCUAAACCACAAUCUUCCUGAGAAGAAGAACUUCAUUCCUUCAGUCCUUGGUGGCUGAUGAUCCUGGUCUUGUUGGAGAAUGCAACAGAGUUCAGGUGAGGAUAAGUUUAUCUUGUUUGUCAGAAAUUUGUCUUUGCAGAGAGUCAGAAUUCAGAGUCUGUGGAUAUGCAGCAAGAAAAUACAAACAGAAACUGGGACCUGUCUCAUCUAUGGCUCAGUUUGCUUUCUGAAUUCCUCACUAUGGAACACGUGACCUAAUGGAAUGAGAUGGACUAGAUGCUAAUGAAUAGGCUGUGGGAAAGCAAUACAUUUUUUCUAAUAUGUGUGAUCCGUUGUCUCACAGAAACAUAGGUAAAUGUGCAACAAAUUUUGCACAAUAGAGUAUUUUAAGUAUUCUGGGAACCAAGCCCCUCUUCUGUGGGGCAAUAAUAGGUUGCUGAGUCUGUUUUUUGGGUGCAAUACAAAUGAACACUGUUGGGGUUCACCUUUCACUUAGGGAUUUGCAGCACUGUGGUGCUGUAUAAUGCUCUGAGACAUGUUGGGCUGUUUGUUUAUAGCACUGAAGGAGAAUUAGAUGAGAAACUGAGGAAACUCAGACCAAUUUAAAAAAGGCCAAAGAGUUUGUUGAUAUUCCAUGUCUGAGUGUCUUCUGCUGAGAAAAGUUUGAGUUUGACACGGCACCAGAAUGUCUGUCUGCUCACUUACUGCUUUCUGAUGGUGGCUGCAGUAGGAGAUUCUGGAAGCAGUUGGUAUAAGCAGGCACUUUUCUUUUUGUGGCUAUAUGAAAAUGCAGCUCAGUUUGCAGGGGAUCCUGCUGUAGAUAUGGUGGAUGAUGUAGGAAUGCACUGUCUGUUCCAGUGGCUGUUGCUUCGUGUGGGUCUGGUUAUCUCUGAUCUUUGUCUCUGCUGUGUCUGUAUCCUGUGUGCUCGGUCUCCAGCAAGCUCAAGUUCCAGUCAGCCCUCAGUAAACAGACAGGGCUCUCAUGGAGCUGACAACCAGUGCACGUAAUUUGUUUUUGCCACCUUUUAUCAGGCUGUAGUUGGAUCACUUUCUGUAAUAUACUAUGCAACUGGGGUAGCUCAGUGCUGCCUCAGAGAUGCACUGACUCAUUUCCCUUGGAUGCACGAGGGAUGGACGUGGUGCAGGCAGAGGAAGGAAGCAUCUCCUGGAUGCUUACAGUUCAGUGUACACCCCAAAACUGGAGUGCCUAUAGGAGAAUCCAGCUGGGUGUGAGCCCACCUUAGAGGUCAGGGGGAAUAUGAAUUGAAAUCCGUGGCUGGAUGAAUGCCACCUCACAGCCUGGCUGCUACCUUUUGAAAGCCUUUUUGUUGAAGUUCUGCUU
Molecule: messenger RNA, 6303 nt
Organism: Phasianus colchicus (ring-necked pheasant)
Lineage: Eukaryota; Metazoa; Chordata; Aves; Galliformes; Phasianidae
Gene: SVOP
Product: SV2 related protein
Biological process (GO): transmembrane transport
Cellular component (GO): membrane
Molecular function (GO): transmembrane transporter activity
Source: RefSeq, a predicted model, not a curated record